AAUAUAGGAGUAAUUGCUUAAUCCACCUUUUGCACUACUGUCUGAUAUACAAAAUACACAAUCACGAGUAUACUUUCUCAAUUAAUCCACAUUGAGGCCAGGUCCGAGUCUGAAUCUGUGGGGCGGAUUUAAGAUUCGGGUCUAGAAGACGGGCUGGCUUCGGGUUCAGAUCUUAGAAUUUGAACCCGGACCUAGGUCUAUCAAUUAUUUUUUAGAUUUAAAUUCGACUCGAAUUUAAUGGGUCUCAAAAAUUAAAACUUAAACCUUUAAAAAAAAGCGAGUCUAUUAGAAUUCUGAACUCAUGAUCAUCCCUACUUGCAUCUAUAAUCUAUAUCAACAACCUUAUCCAUAAACAAAUAGGGAGGAAACAACCAACAACGGGCAGUUUGCUGUAUUGAGUGCUGAUUCAACUUACCGCUCCCUCUGUUCUCUGAAUACAGAACAAUGGCGGCAACAGCACCAAAAUCUCUAUCCGCCAUUGUUAAAACUCCAUCUUCUUCUUAUCAACACUCCUUCACUCACUUCUCACCCAAUUACGUCCCUUCUCCUAAACCUAAACCUAAAACUUAUCUUAAAACCCACAGCUUCAUUCUCUCUCCUGUCCCUCCUCUUCUCAUUCCUCUUCACAUUUUUCACUGUUCUUCAGACCUAAAUGAUACCCUAAUUACUGAUGAUUGGGGAGAAACCCUAGAUGAAAUUGAGCAAGAACAAUCGGAACAAGUAUUAGAACAAGAGGAAAACGAAUCAGAAGCUGAAGAGAUUAAAGGAUCUGAUUCGACUGAUGAUCGAAAGCUAUUUGUGGGAAAUUUGCCUUAUUCCAUGAAUUCUUCUCAAUUGUCUGAAAUCUUUGCUGAAGCUGGUCAAGUAAAAUCCAUUGAGAUUAUAUAUGAUAAGGUAACUGAUAGGAGCAGAGGGUUUGGAUUUGUCAUUAUGGGAAGCACUGAUGAAGCAAAAGAGGCCAUCCGGAUGUUUGAUGGUUCUCAAAUCGGAGGUCGAACUGUGAGAGUGAACUUCCCAGAAGUGCCUAAAGGGGGCGAGAGAAAAGUGAUGGGUCCUAAAAUUCGAAACAGCAACUUGAAUUUUGUGGAUACUCCACACAAGAUCUAUGCAGGUAAUCUCGGAUGGGGCGUUACCACACAAGGGCUCCGAGAUGCGUUUGCGAACCAAGAGGGUUUUUUGAGUGCUAAGGUGAUAUACGAGAGAGACAGUGGAAGAUCCCGAGGUUUUGGCUUCAUCACGUUUUCAUCUGCUGAUGCUGCGGAAUCUGCUCUCGCAGCUAUGAAUGAAGUGGAACUGGAAGGGCGACCUUUACGACUGAAUAUGGCUUCUGAAAGACCUCGAACUAACACGGAGGCUUAUGCCGAGCAAAGUUCAUGAAAAGGAAUCACCGAUGAGAUGCCAUUUUGAUCCCAUGUACCAUCUACGAAGUAGCUCUUUUCUUUAUAAUCAUACGAGAGGAAGUAGAGAUUUGGUUCGGAAUUGUGAAUGUCUAUCAUUUCAUUAUAUGUAUUUGAUUGUACUUCUGCACCGUUUAUAUUUUAACGGUUAAUAUAGACGAAUUUUUUCCGAAAUUUUUCCAUUUCUUACAUCGAAACUCUUCAUGGUUGCCGCAUAGUACAUUAACCGAUCAGUUCGGUUCCAUUAAUUUUACGUCAGCAACGACAUUCA
Amaranthus tricolor (Joseph's coat) is the source of this 1668-nucleotide messenger RNA. Its product is annotated as 33 kDa ribonucleoprotein, chloroplastic. Gene Ontology annotation, molecular function: mRNA binding. The transcript is spliced from 4 exons. Gene Ontology annotation, cellular component: cytosol. The record is from RefSeq and is a predicted model, not a curated record. Bases 445 to 1377 code for a protein of 310 amino acids. NCBI's taxonomy places the organism in Eukaryota, Viridiplantae, Streptophyta, Magnoliopsida, Caryophyllales, Amaranthaceae.